AUGUUUUAUGUAACUAUAAUCACACUCCAUUUAAUCGUUAUAAUUGUGUUCUUUACAGAAGAGUCUACAGCUGUAGAGAAAAAGAGGAAGCCUCUUACAAGACUGAAUAUUCAUUCUGCAUUCUGGAUUUUGGCAUCAAUUUCUGUGACAUACUACUUUGAUUUUUUAAAAACUGUUAAAGAAACUAUUCAAGCAGAUAACUGGUGGUUUGUCUCUGGCUGUUGUUUACUGGCUGCCUGUUUAUCUGUUGCCUUUUACUGCAUCCUGUACCUGGAGUGGUAUUGUGGAAUUGAGGACUACGACGCACAGUACCCAGCACUGAUUCCUAUCACAACAGCUACCUUCAUUGCAGCGGCUGCUUGUUUCAACAUUGCCUUGUGGCCUGUCUGGUCAUUUAUGACACCUUUGUUGCUCUUCAUUCAAUUUAUGGGUGUUGUGAUGCUUGUGUCGCUUCUGGGAUAA
Molecule: messenger RNA, 462 nt
Organism: Merops nubicus (carmine bee-eater)
Lineage: Eukaryota; Metazoa; Chordata; Aves; Coraciiformes; Meropidae
Gene: TMEM128
Product: transmembrane protein 128
Exons: 3
Coding region: 1-462 (153 amino acids)
Source: RefSeq, a predicted model, not a curated record